GUACCCCCAGCCGUACCCGCAUCGUCCACAGCAGAAAGGAGCUUGCCCCCAGCUCCUCUGAACAUUAUCCAGCCCUCGGAGACACCAGUUGAGGAAGAUGACUUUAAACCCCGGCCCAUCAUUCCCAUGCUUUAUGUGGUUCCACGGACCAAAAAGGUGGUGUUUGACAAGGAGCGCAUGUCCUGCCAGCAGGCCUUUGAGCAGUUUGCCAGGCAAAAGAGUCCAAGUUGGCAGGAGCAGGUGGUCCCUAUGGAAAUCCCUGUGAAGGAGGAGGAGAAUGCAGAAGCAGAAAACAGAGAGGUUGCUGCAGAGGUCAGUGAUUUACAGGCUGCUUCUGCUUUUUCAAAAAUGAAGAUGGAGAUAAAAAAGAGCCGUCGUCAUCCACUGGGCAAACCACCAACCCGCUCCCCAUUGUCGGUGGUUAAACAGGAGACCUCGAGUGAUGAGGAAACAUUUCCAUUUUCUGGGGAGGAAGAUAUGAGUGACCCAGAGGCUUUGAAAUCUUUACUUUCCCUCCAGUGGAAGAAUAAAGUACAUAAUUUCCCAGCUGAAAGAAAAUUCAAUGCAGCUGCCGCCCUGAGCGAGCCAUACUGUGCUGUCUGUACCCUUUUCUACCCGUAUAACCAGUCCUUACAGAUGGAUAAAGAAACUGUCCCAGUCUCCGUAGGGGAGACCACCUCUUUCGUCCACCUUUCUAAAUGCGGACAAAAGACCAAGCCUCUGAUCCCAGAGAUGUGCUUUACCUCAAGUGGCGAAAACACAGAGCCCCUUCCUUCAAAUUCAUAUAUUGGAGAGGAUGGAACCAGUCCCUUGAUAUCCUGUGCCAAAUGCUGCCUGCAGGUUCAUGCUAGCUGUUACGGGAUACGUCCAGACUUGGUGAAUGAGAGUUGGUCUUGCUCACGGUGCGCAGCCAACGCAUGGGCAGCGGAAUGUUGCCUGUGUAAUCUCAGGGGAGGAGCUCUUCAGAUGACCACUGAUGGGCGGUGGAUCCAUAUAAUCUGUGCUAUUGCUGUCCCCGAGGCCCGUUUUCUCAAUGUAAUAGAGCGUCAUCCUGUGGAUAUCAGUGCUAUUCCAGAGCAGAGAUGGAAACUGAGAUGUGUGUACUGUCGGAAACGGAUGAAGAAAGUGUCCGGUGCCUGCAUCCAGUGCUCCUACGAGCACUGCUCCACGUCCUUCCACGUGACCUGUGCACACGCAGCCGGCGUGCCCAUGGAGCCGGAUGACUGGCCCUACGUUGUGUCCAUCACUUGCUUCAAGCACAAAGCAGCUAACCAGAAUAUUCAGUUUCGAAGGGAGGUGACCCUUGGACAGACUGUGAUCACAAAGAACCGGAAUGGACUCUACUACAGAUGUAAAGUGAUUGGCACGACCACACAGACUUUCUACGAAGUGAACUUUGACGAUGGUUCAUACAGUGACAACGUUUACCCAGAAAGCAUUAUUAGCAGAGACUGCAUCCAAAUGGGACCCCCUCCAGAGGGUGAGCUGGUUCAACUGCAGUGGACAGAUGGAAUCAUCUAUAAGGCCAAGUUUAUUGCAGCCCAGAUCAGUCAGAUUUACCAGGUCGAGUUUGAAGACGGUUCUCAACUCAUGGUAAAGCGUGGUGAUAUUUAUACCUUGGAGGAAGAGCUUCCCAAGAGAGUGAAGUCUCGCCUGUCCCUCAGCACUGGGGCCCCUCAGGAAGAUGUAUUUUCGGGAGAUGAAGCGAGAGCAGCCAAACGUCCCCGGCUGGGGAAUUCAAGGAAUCCUGAAGAAUAUGGACAAAACCCAGAUUACUUGGCCUUUAUGGAGAGCCUGUUGCAGACACAGUACCAGCCUGGAACUCAGAGCAACAUGUUUUAACCAGGAUUCAUUAAAAAUAUUAAAUUAACCCUUUUCAAGCCUGUGGAAAAAUAAACAGGAAACUGUUGAAUAGAAGACCAGCCUUGUGCAAUAGCCUGCUGUGAAUUUCUUUCGUCUACUCUUGGUUCGAACUGCGAGAAGAUCCUGUCUGGCUGCACGCUACCUCUACUUUGCCAGACGUUGCUGACCAAUAGAGUAGGGAGGUCGGAAAACCUUCAGACAGCAUUUCACGUGGAGACUUUGGAAGAGUUUGUACUAAUAGAUCUUUGUGACUGGCUCCUUUUUUGAGGCUUGGAAAGGGUUAAAAUUUAACAAAAUGACUUUUUAAAAUAUGUCAAACUCUUUUGUCUUUAAAGGUGCUAUUACAUUGACUACUGAAGCAGCCUUUGGAAUUGUGUUUUCUGUACAUAGACGUCACCUUUGUGAAGUUUUCUAUAAAUGAGCAUUAUUAAAAAAAAAAAGCAAACAAAAAUAGGAAAACAAAAGUUUCCACAAAACAUUUUUCUAGAUUAUGGCUUUAAAACAGGAAAAAAACCCCCAAGAACCUCCCCUCUCACCCCCAAAUGAAAUGUGACUAAUAUUACAGCGGGGGGAGAGAACAAGAGCAGAUGUCCUGGAAAGUUCUGGUUCUUUUUUGUAAAGAAACACUAUCUUCUUUGUAAGCUGGGGAAGAUGGGGAAAGAAAUGUUUCAUAGCUGGGAUGUUUCUUACCGGUAGUUUUCCUAAAGACAUGUGAUAGAUGUGUGCAUUUCUGCCAUGUCACCAGGAAGGGACUUAGGGAAGAAAUGGCCGGGUUUUGGUCAUUCUUGUCAUCUUCCUUCCCCAUCUUUGCCAUCACCGUUGCUUUCUAGUU
Molecule: messenger RNA, 2695 nt
Organism: Leptosomus discolor (cuckoo roller)
Lineage: Eukaryota; Metazoa; Chordata; Aves; Leptosomiformes; Leptosomidae
Source: RefSeq, a predicted model, not a curated record